Messenger RNA from Necator americanus (New World hookworm), 1617 nucleotides. RefSeq lists its product as uncharacterized. The record is from RefSeq and is a predicted model, not a curated record. NCBI's taxonomy places the organism in Eukaryota, Metazoa, Nematoda, Chromadorea, Rhabditida, Ancylostomatidae. The coding region runs from base 1 to 1617 and encodes 538 amino acids. The transcript has a single exon.
AUGCAGCGGAGCGCACGUCGGACAACGGUGACCGUCUGGUCGACUUGUGCGAACAGACGGGCCUCAUCAUCGCUUCCACGUUUAAGAGGAAUCAUCGACGCCAUCAGCUCACGUGACCAGGGUUCAACCCUUUUAACGCCUGAAGAGCAGCGCAAGCGGAAGAUGAGGACUCUCAAACUUCAGCUCGACUACGUUCUGAAGAGGAACAUUCCUCAGUCAGAUAUCCGAAAAUCUAGAGCUGUUUGGGACGUCGCGUUCGACUCUGACCACCGUCCAGUUCUUCUCAGUUUCAAGAUACGGUUCCACAAGAGAAACCGAGGAGUUUCUCUUCAACCGAAAAUCGACAUGGCAGGUUUGAAAGACGAUGAAUGCAGAAGAAAAUUCCGCCAACGUGUGUCUAUUCAUGUUGGAGUACGGACCAGGAAGAAGCUUAGCGAUGCGGAUUCAUUCACAAAGUGCAUCCAGGACGCUGCAAGGGAAACGCUCCCGGUUCUAUUGCCGCGGAAGAAGUUUGCCUUUGCAUCUGCGGAAACAAAAUCCACAUACAAUUCUGUAUGUGUCGCGCGCAGCGCUGGUGACUUCAACCAGGAAAAGCGUCUUAGAAGGAAGCUGCGUCGUCAACUGCAACAAGACCGCGAUAACGAGUGGACGUCAAGAGCGAUGGAGUUUGAGAAGGCGUGGGAGGACAGAAACCCGCGGAAGGCCUACGCUCUACUAAAACAAUGUAGCGGCAAAAUGAAAAGAUGUUCCCCUGUCCUCAACACUGCCAAUGGGGUAGCUGUCGGUGAAGCAACCCUUCCAAUUUGGAAGGAACACUUCAAGACUUUGCUGAACCGGCUAGCACCGUCAGCCCCUGAACUCGAACACGUUCAUAGACCGACAUACGCGGUUAACGAGGAGCCACCGACCGUGUCGGAGGUCCUAGUCUGUAUUCAAAAAAUGAAGAAUGGAAAAUCUGGCGGAGACGACGGGAUUAGCGCAGAAAUGCUAAAAUAUCUUCCUCCGUCUGGGAUUCGUGAGAUGACAAAGAUCAUCCGUUCAAUAUGGAUAGACGAAAGGAUACCUGAUUCGUGGAGACACGCUAUCAUAAUUCCCCUCCACAAGAAGUUACCCGUCACGGACCCCAGGAAUUAUCGAGGAAUCUCUUUGCUGCGUGUUAUGUACAAGGUAUUGGAACGCAUUAUCCUGGACCGACUCAUUAAACAUCGCGAAGAAACAACGCGCGACGAGCAAGCUGGCUUUCGUCCUGGCCGAUCUACUAUUGACCAGGUGCUCAUCGUCAGGAGAGUGAUCGAAAUCUGGCAGCGGUAUUCGAAGCCAAUGCAACUAGCGUUUCUGGACUUUGAAGCCGCGUUCGACUCUCCUCACCGAGGCCGUCUUCUCAACGCACUGAGCGCCGAUGGAGUACCAGAAAAGUUCGUUCGCUUGCUUGAUGACAUCAAUCAACGAACAACUGCUGCAGUUCGAACACCAGCCGGAUGUACAACACCGUUUGAAGUGGUAACUGGAGUAAGACAAGGGGCACUGGCAGGACCCUUCCUGUUCAGUUUCGCUAUCUACGACAUUAUGCGAAGAACAGUCGAUCAGUGUCAUGCCGCCAUCGUCUUAGCACCAUGA